Molecule: messenger RNA, 2657 nt
Organism: Dendronephthya gigantea
Lineage: Eukaryota; Metazoa; Cnidaria; Anthozoa; Malacalcyonacea; Nephtheidae
Product: solute carrier family 22 member 16-like
Exons: 10
Coding region: 839-2386 (515 amino acids)
Biological process (GO): transmembrane transport
Cellular component (GO): membrane
Molecular function (GO): transmembrane transporter activity
Source: RefSeq, a predicted model, not a curated record
CUUUGGGUAGUCAAGUAACACCAUUUUGAUAUUGUUUUUUGGUGAAAUCAACAUAGAAUUCAUAGAUUGUAGUUUGUGGAAUACGUAAUCCUUUGAAUAAACAGCUAUAUAACCUCUCGAAAUAAUUAGAAUUGUGAAAUUGGUGUUUAUAGUUUCUUUAGUUAGCCAAGUAACACAAUUUUGAUAUGGUUUUUUUGCCAAGUCAACAGAGAAUUCAUAGAAAUUGCAGCUUACGUCAUUCAUAAAACAUCACCAACAAAUGUAAGAUAAACAGGGCCACAUUUCGCGCGAUAAUUCCGAAAGUAGAUGCGCAUAUUAAUUGUUAUAUGAUAGUUGGAUUUUUUUAUUGCAAAAAAUUUUAGUUCUUUAGCUCUUUUUAAAUCGAUCCUCCAAAUAUUCCUCAAGCACUGUAUUUGCCACAAGAUAUCAAAACAAUUUACAGCAAAACCACAUGCAGAUGAAUUUACGAACAAUUGCGCAUACAACUGCACAGUCUGCACUGAACUACAAUGCCCCUGGGCUCUAAAACUUUUUGCUGUCCACUGCAUAAGCCUGCAGCACAGAUAUACUCUGUAUAUUCGAUGCAUAUAUUAUAAAUAUAUUAUAGAGUCUUCGCUGCAGACUAGUUGCUGCUACGAUGAAGCCUGCUCGUUUCAGGCUCACCCGAAGUAAUUAAUUAAUAACAGAAUUCAACUAAUUACAUCUUCGAGAUCUCAGAUUUCAAGAUCAGAUUUAAGGAUCUUCGCACGUAAUCAUACACGUAAAGGAACCAAAAAGAUCUCCCAAAAGAAAAGAAGUAUAUCUGCGACCAUCCAGACCAGGCUGAAAUACACCAGCAAUGGCUAACAUAAUUGACGAUGUUUUUAAAGCGAUAGGCGAAUUUCGCGAGUAUCAAUGGUAUAUCUUCACCUUGAUGGGAUAUGUAUUAUUCUCUAUUGCUGCCUUUGCUUCCAUGAUAGUGUCGUUUAUCACUGCUGAGCCUGACUGGAAAUGUGUUGAAGGUUAUAAGAAUAAUACCGUGUGUAGAUUUAAUAACUCAAUAACGUUAACCAGUGAUGAUUACAAAGCCAGAUGUAAAAUGCCGAGAGAAGCUUGGACGUUUGUAGAUGACUUCACAUCCGUUGUUACUGAGUACGACUUAGUUUGUGAUGAUUCAAUUUUUCUCUCCAUCGCUCAAUCCUGUUUCUGGGUUGGAAUGUUAAUUGCGUUAUUGGUCGGUGGUUUUCUAUCAGAUAAAUAUGGCAGAAAAAGACUCUGGUAUGGCGGUUGUGUUCUUGUCGUCGUUGCCAGUUGGAUUAUGAUAUUUCCAAAAGCCUUUUUGGUCUUCUUUGUUUGCCGAGUUUUCAUUGGCAUAGGUUUAGGGUUUGCUAAUUGCACUGGUUUUCCCUUGCUUGUCGAGUUCACAAGUGAGAGAUACCGUUCAUGGAUGGGAGCUGGUUCCUACGUGUUUUGGGCAGUGGGAAUAUCAAUACUGCCCCUGAUUGGAUUCUUAGUGGUAGAGUGGAGAAUGUUCCUGCUUGUUACAGCUAUUAUUUCUAUCCCCGUCGUGUUUUCAUCUUGGUUAGUACCUGAAUCUCCUCGAUGGUUGUUACUAAAUGGUAAAGAAGAAGAGGUCAAAAAAGUUCUCUCUAAAGUGGCAAAAAUGAAUAAACGACCAUUACCAGAUGAUCUCGUGCUGCAAAAACCUGCGAUAACUGAAACACGAACGAGUUUUAGGCAACUUUUUAGCAACUGGAAAACUGCUAAGAAAACGUUAAUUUGUUGGGAUUUAUGGUUUGCCAACGCUCUUGUGUAUUAUGGUGUAUUUUAUGGUUCUGUUGAUCUUGGUGGGAACAGAUAUCUUAAUUUUUUCUUGGUCAGUGUUGUCGAAAUACCUGCAAAUUUUUUUGUUAUUUGGGCCCUUGGCAGAUUUGGACGUAAAAAGUGUGUCCUCAUUGCAAUGGUUCUGGCAUUCAUUGCAUCCGCAAUCUCAGUGUCUAUCCCUGUAAAUAAAAGUUCUGGAAGUAUUGGUGGUCGUGUCACAGCUGCUAUCACUGCGAAAUUUUUUAUUAAUAUUUCUUUUUGCGGCGUCUAUUUGUGGUGUGUUGAGCUGUAUCCAACUGUUAUCAGGUCAACUGCACUUUCGACAUCAUCUUGUGCUGCAAGAAUUGGGUCAUUUUCUGCUAGUUAUAUAAUUUGGCUUAUUCGUAUUCACACAGCUCUGCCAUACAGCAUCAUGGGAAUAAUUUGUCUUCAAGCAGCUUUGCUUGGUUUAUUCCUACCAGAAACCAAGGGAACUCCAACCAAGGAAACAAUGAAUGACAUGGAAACGAGGGUUGGUUUAUUUUUGGUGGGUAACGGUAACACUGUUGAGAAUCAGGUCAACGAGAAUGAAGCUGGACUUUAGUCGAGGAAAGGGAAAUUUACCAACAGAAUAUCCAUUUUAUCUUAUCACUGCAUGUGUCGUCUCUAUUUCGCCUCCCUGGAUGUAAGAAGCCAGGGUAGAGUUAGAGAAUAGACCAGGAACGAAUUAUGAAUCCAUCGACGACCAACCCAUCAUGAUCAAUGAUAUUAGAACUGUCUUACCAAUCCACCAUUAUCGUGAAAUUUGCACAUGCAUGAUAUUAAUUUAGGGGUUAAUUUAUUUUGCAUGCAGAUGAUAUCAAUUUAAUGAAUAA